Rhagoletis pomonella (apple maggot) is the source of this 3721-nucleotide messenger RNA. It is a transcript of the gene Pdk, whose product is annotated as pyruvate dehydrogenase (acetyl-transferring) kinase, mitochondrial. The record is from RefSeq and is a predicted model, not a curated record. The coding region runs from base 1621 to 2862 and encodes 413 amino acids. Gene Ontology annotation, cellular component: mitochondrion. Gene Ontology annotation, biological process: protein phosphorylation; regulation of glucose metabolic process. NCBI's taxonomy places the organism in Eukaryota, Metazoa, Arthropoda, Insecta, Diptera, Tephritidae. Gene Ontology annotation, molecular function: pyruvate dehydrogenase (acetyl-transferring) kinase activity. The transcript has 8 exons.
AAAAGCUCCAACGCUCCAAAUUCGACAACAAAAACUUCGCAAUUAUUGGACGUGUGAAAGAUAAAUUUGGGGAUACCAGCUUGUGAAACAAGUUUGUCGAUGUCGGUGUCCAAUAUAAAAAAUAAACAUCUAACAACAGCAGCGGCAGUGAUCACUUUGGAGCGCAAAAUAAGCAAAACAAAAGUAGAACGAGAAGCAAACAAACAAGCUAGAACUCUCGUGAAGAGCUUGGCGAAUUACAGAAGCACCAGACGCGGACAAAACAAUCUGGAGCGGCAGAAAAAAGCAAAGAGCAGGCAGAGAAAUCAGUCAGUCAGAACACAGCAGCGCAGUGCAACGGAACAAUUGGCAGCCCAUUGGAGCUAUAAAGGGCGUGAAUUAUAAAGAUCAAGUUAAGCAAAAAAAAAGAAAUAAUCAUAUAAACAUACAUAAAAUUGCAGUUUUGUGAAAAAGCGAUAAUACAUUGUUUAAAAUCUUCAUACAUUUUAAGUGAGAAAAGCUAAACACAAAUACAAAAGGUGAAUAAUCCUUGAGAAGAUGGAAAGGACAGUGGCCUAUCGAAGGUGACGCGGCAGAAAUACAACACCGUCAGCGCUUUGACGACGGCGACUACGACAACUUCGGCAGCAUUGCAGGCAUUUGAAGCAGCUGGACUUCACAUGCUUGAUUCUGUUAUACAUAUGUAUAUACAUUUGUAUGUAUGCCUUUUGUGUGUGACGUUAUUUAACAACAAAAUACAUUACUAUUAUCAACGUGAAUAAAAGUGGUUAAAAAUUAAAGUACUGAAUUUGGAAUAAAUGAGUUAAAGGAAGUGCCGUACAAUAUUCGUUGGGUUUAAAGCCUGUUAAAAGCAAGGAUUCACUCACUGAGACACUUCAUCAGAUCGGCUGUUUUUGUGCUAAGGAACACGUAGGCACGUUUAAAUCCCAGACAAAACUACUCAACUACCCACUUUCCGCAUCAGCAGACAGCGAGCAUCAGAGGUGAAAAGGACAUUAGCGACACUGUAUACCUAAGUAGGUACAUCAAAGGUUGUCGUAACAAGAACAUAGUCGUUGAGCGGAUGGAAUAAAUUAUGAUCAGUGUCAUCGUAUUUUUAAUAGUAUUAUAGAAUUCAAAGUCUUUAAUUUUGGAAUAUAUAUACCUAUUUCUUUAUAUUGACGUCAGCAGAGUGGCGAGGUGGUAAACUUGUGAAGAAAAACGAAAGGCAUAACAACAGUGGACAAUUUUAGUCAAAACAGAUAUAUAUAUAUAUAUAUAUAUAUAUAUGUACAUAUGGCCAGUAGCAAAUUCACAGAAUUGAUGCAUAAAUAAGAAAAAAAAACGACGGAAAUCAAUGUGGAAGAGAUAAGAAAAUACACAGAUCAUAAAAAAAAUAAUAAACAACUACGAUAUUUAGUAGUAAAUCUUAGAACAGCCGAAAACUCAUCGAAGAAAUUAACAUUAAAAACAUAAAUUAAAUUCACAGUGUCAUAAAAGAGUGUUCAUUUAAUUCUACAACAUCAUACGACUGAUAGCGAGCAACAAAUGAGCUUCUUAUGAACAAAAAAGUAUUUUCACUAGCACUUUAAUUUUAUAAAAAUCAUACAGUUGCUGUAAUAAAACACACAAACAAGCAAGAUGCGGUUAUUUCCGGUGCGUUUGUCGAACAUAACAAAAAUGCUCGAUUUGUACUCGCAAUUCAAUCCGUCGCCGUUGUCAAUAAAACAAUUUAUGGAUUUCGGCCAAAAUGCAUGCGAGAAAAAAUCCUACAUAUUCCUGCGUAAAGAACUGCCCGUACGUUUGGCGAAUAUCAUGAAGGAAAUCGCACUGCUGCCCGAUAAUUUGCUGAAUACACGUUCCGUUAGCCAGGUGAGCUCCUGGUAUGUGCAAAGUUUCGAGGAGGUACUCGAAUUCGAAAAGGCCGAUCCGACACAUAGCAAUUUAGAAAAGUUCUGCAGCACUUUGGUACACAUACGCAAUCGUCAUAGCGAUGUGGUGCAAACCAUGGCGCAGGGUGUCAUCGAAAUGAAAGAGCAUCAAGGCAGCAACGUCGAUUCUGGCAUGGAAUCAUCAAUACAAUACUUUCUCGAUCGUUUGUAUAUGUCACGCAUCAGUAUACGCAUGUUAAUCAAUCAGCAUACUAUACUAUUUGGCCAGUUUACAAAUGACCAGGGUCGUCAUAUCGGUUGUUUAGAUCCUGCCUGCCAGAUCUCUUCAGUAGUGAAGGAUGCCUAUGAAAAUGCACGUUUCCUCUGCGAUCAAUACUAUCUGAUUAGUCCGGAGCUGGAAAUAACGGAACAUAAUCAGCACGGAAAAGCACUUAAUCCCAUACGUACUGUUUAUGUGCCCUCGCAUUUAUACCAUAUGCUUUUCGAGUUAUUCAAGAAUUCGAUGCGUGCCGUUGUUGAGAAUAAUGAUCAAGAUAAAUGUGAAAGGCUCCCGCCUAUUAAGGUGCUGAUAGCGGAGGGCAAAGAGGAUAUAUGCGUAAAGAUCUCUGACCAAGGUGGCGGCAUUCCACGCUCCCAAACCGAUCAGCUGUUCAAGUAUAUGUACAGCACAGCACCACAACCUACAAAAUCUGAUCUCCAUACAGUUCCGUUGGCCGGCUACGGUUAUGGUUUGCCCAUUUCACGUUUAUAUGCGCGUUACUUCCACGGUGAUAUCGUGUUGUUAUCGUGUGAGGGUUACGGAACCGAUGCAAUUAUUUACAUGAAGGCAAUUUCGGAUGAAGCCAACGAACUGUUGCCGAUUUUCAACAAAACGAGCUCCAAAUUUUAUCGCGCCACAGUACCAACUGGCGAUUGGUCGAAUCAGAGUUCUGAUAUGAAUGCACGCCAGAUGAUUGCAUCGUCCCCCAAGCGCUACAAUGACAUGUUAUAGACCGAUGCAAGGAAAGGCGCUGUAGAUCAGCAGCCCGAGCAACCAGAGCAGCUUGCAGAGGAAGAUGAGCCAGUAAACAUUUUGAUAUCACAAACUCAGGAGCCAACGGUGAAUGGCAAAGGCCGAGCGGAGGAAUGAAAGGAAGAAGGUGGUGUGGUUGUUAGGAGUGGUUGAAAAGCAAAUUACUCGUAAAAAUUAUAAUGCGAGGCACUAAAAUAAUACAAUAUUGUUCAAUUUAUCAAAAGCACAGGUCAUAAAUUAUUUCAAUAUACUUAGUGCUAAAUAGUACAUAUAAGAGAACUUUGAUGUUUCGAAAGCGAACAAAAAGAUUUUGCAACAAGUAGUAAUUAGCUAAAUAAAACUACUUUAAUAAAAGACUAGAAAAACAAAAUGCGUUCACUAAAAGUAAAACGGAAACAAAAUUUUGCAACAAGUAGUAAUAAAAACAAAAACAAAUAGAUAUGUAUACGUCACUGUAACUGUAGAAAUAUCAUAAAAUUAGCAACAAGUAGUAAGAAGGAACAAAUAAGAAAAAAAUCAUAAUUACGAGAAAAUUUCCAUUUUCCAUCAAAUGAUGUCGAAUGGCGUUUUUUCGAUGUAUGUACUUAGUUAGAAUUAGAUUGAAUGCAUUUUUAAAGGAGCCAUGGAGGUGUUGCUGUAGUAAGAUAAAAUCUUAAAAAUGUAGUGAACUUCUGCAUUAAAAGUUGGAGAUUGUGAGAGUAAAAUGUGUAAUGACGAACGAAAAUUCACAGAUAGUUAAGACAUAAGACGCUUUCUUCGUCAAAUGAAGCACCUUCUAUCCAAAAUUGGUUCACUUUUAAAUGAUGAGCGGUUUUUUUUUUUAAAUCCCAUAUGUCAG